CGCGUCCUUCAACACGGCAGUGUGCGACACUGUGAGCUCGUACGAGUUGCUAAUCGGCGGUUCAGUUUGGAGCCGUGAGGUUUUGUUGCUUUACAUCUCCGGGAGUCUUCAAGAAUUUAUUAGCACAGUUAUGUCGACGAGCGACUUCUAUUUAAGAUAUUAUGUGGGCCACAAAGGAAAAUUCGGACACGAGUUUCUGGAGUUUGAGUUUAGGCCGGACGGGAAGCUGAGAUAUGCCAACAACAGCAACUAUAAAAAUGAUGUCAUGAUCAGAAAGGAGGCGUAUGUUCACAAGAGCGUGAUGGAGGAGCUGAAAAGGAUCAUAGAUGACAGUGAAAUCACCAAGGAAGAUGAUGCAUUGUGGCCCCCUCCCGAUAGGGUCGGAAGACAGGAACUGGAGAUUGUCAUCGGUGAUGAACACAUCUCAUUCACAACAUCCAAAAUUGGAUCUUUGAUUGAUGUCAACCAGUCUAAGGACCCAGAAGGCCUCAGAGUGUUCUACUACCUGGUACAAGACCUCAAGUGUCUUGUCUUCAGUCUCAUUGGGCUCCAUUUCAAGAUCAAGCCUAUCUAAGUUCAGCAGUUUUUACAGUGUGACAGUUUUGUUUUUUGGCUUCUUAACAUUUGUAAAUUUCUGAUUUAUGUUUUCUUUUUUAAAUAAAUGAUUGAUUCACUCAAA
Molecule: messenger RNA, 679 nt
Organism: Pygocentrus nattereri (red-bellied piranha)
Lineage: Eukaryota; Metazoa; Chordata; Actinopteri; Characiformes; Serrasalmidae
Gene: magoh
Product: mago homolog, exon junction complex subunit
Exons: 5
Coding region: 131-574 (147 amino acids)
Biological process (GO): RNA splicing
Cellular component (GO): nucleus; catalytic step 2 spliceosome; exon-exon junction complex
Source: RefSeq, a predicted model, not a curated record